This is a messenger RNA of Rana temporaria (common frog), 782 nucleotides long. RefSeq names its product deleted in primary ciliary dyskinesia homolog (mouse) (gene DPCD). NCBI's taxonomy places the organism in Eukaryota, Metazoa, Chordata, Amphibia, Anura, Ranidae. The record is from RefSeq and is a predicted model, not a curated record. The transcript has 6 exons. The coding region runs from base 106 to 717 and encodes 203 amino acids.
CAGGGAGGGCCCGGCCGAGGUUGUCAUAGUAACAAGCAGAGGCCGGUGCGGGUUGUUAUGGUGACUGGCUGGUUGGUAUAGUGACAGAGAAGGGAACCGGGAAAAAUGGCGGUGCAGCUGUGGCUGGAGAGCCUGAGAGCGGCUAAGAAGACUUGUAUCCUGCAGGACGGGAGAAGAAAGGUGCACUAUCUAUUUGCAGAUGGCAAGGAGAUGGUGGAAGAGUAUGAUCAGAAGACACAGGAGUUAUUGGUAAGGAAAUGGAGACAGAAAUCAGCCCUGGGUGCGCAUGGUGAAUGGCAGACUGAAGUUGGGGAAAGUCCACCGCCAGUGGUCGCAGUGCUACAAAAUGAUUUCUUAAAAGAAAACAGUUCCAAUCCUGUGUUUAUGAGGAAGGACACCAAGACAAGCUGUCAGUGGAGAAUCCGCAAUCUGCCUUAUCCUAAAGAUGUAUAUAGUGUGACGGUAGAUAAGACUGAGCGUUGCUGUAUUGUACGGACAACCAACAAGAAAUAUUAUAAAAAGUUCACCAUUCCAGACCUAGAUCGAUGUCACUUAGAACUGAAUGAGAGCGCUCUAAGCUUUGCCCAUGCAAACAACACUUUAAUUAUAACAUAUCAGAAACCAAAGGAAAUCCUGGCAGUGGAAGAAGAGCUGCAGGAGGAGAUCAAAUCAUUGAAGGCCAACUCGGAGGGUGAUGUGGAGUGUAAGACUCAAUGACCUGCAUUCUAAUUUAUGUCUAUAGUUUUCUACAAAAAAAUAAAUAAAAUACCCAAUAUAAUGAG